Molecule: messenger RNA, 1110 nt
Organism: Trichobilharzia regenti
Lineage: Eukaryota; Metazoa; Platyhelminthes; Trematoda; Strigeidida; Schistosomatidae
Source: the annotation of a GenBank genome assembly
UGUGGUUAAUCUAAUGGUUCUAUAAUCUUAUGGAAUAUACAAUAGCCAGUUACUGGUGAUACAAACAAUUACAUUUUAAAUUAUUGGGAUGUUAAAUCUUUAGCUACAAGUAUGAAUGAAAUCAGUUUAAUAACAAUAAUAAUAUUAACAGCUUUAUUCCAAACGGUAUUUGUGGUACAGGUAUGGAAUUUUCAGCAUGCAUUACAAUAUAUUGCAUCUAAUUACCUCAUAAAUUUUAUAAGACUUUUACAAUCAAAAAAAUAAAUAAAUAAAGGGAAAAAACCAAUGCCAAAAGAACAAAGAUAAGUAAAAAUUAUGAAAAAUACAGCUUAGAGUUCACAUUUCAAACAAUGCACCACAGGAUAUGAAAUAUAAAGUUGAUGAUUCAAAGUUAUUCAAAGAUUAUUAUGAAGGUUGUAUACGCAUUGCAUUUUCAUCGAAUGAUGAUCAAUUAUUGUAUAGUGCAGGAUUACCAGAUUUAAAUUUGCCUGUGUGGUAUAUACUGUCGACAUCAGGUCAACAGAAACAACAACAACAACAAAAACCUGUCACAUGUUUAUCACCAGUGGAUGAACAACACGGUUAUCUAAGUAUUGAUGUCGCUUCAAGAACGCAUAUUCUUGCAACUGGUUUAGUAAAUGGUGAAGUAUGGUUAUAUAAUGUACAGAAUAUGUCUACACCAAUUCAUUGUAUCUCUAUUGGAUCAGGUAAUCAUUCUAUUCGUCUACUUUCAUUCUCAUCCACUUUACGAGCUGAUCUAAAUGACGUAGGCUUUAUUAAUAAUAAUAAUAAUAAUACAUUAUGCAAUUUAUCAACUUCUCAAAUAACCAAUAAAAAUUCUUACAGUACAUCAAUGAAUAGUACUCACCUAACAUGUAGUAAUAGCCAAAUUCGUCAACCUUUAAGCGAAUUAACUAAUACAAUACAACAAAAACAACGGGAAAAACAGAACAGUCUAAAUCACUAACAAGAUGGUCAGUAAUGCCGCAUGUAUUCGAUCAACCAGAAUCAAAACCACUCACCAAUAUUAUUAGUUCAAAUCGAUCAUUAUUAGAUCAAAGUUUACUGAUAGACAGUGAUACUGCUGAUAGCAUAAACCAGAAGUCAUCA